GCUGGCCGCGGUGGGGGGGCGCCCCCUUGGCAGCCGGCGUCCGCGCCCCCGGCCCCCCAUGCCAACCCCUCCAACCCUUUCUAUGAGGCGCUGUCCACGCCCAGCGUGCUGCCGGUCAUCAGCGCCCGCAGCCCCUCAGUGAGCAGCGAGUACUACAUCCGUCUCGAGGAGCAUGGCUCCCCACCUGAGCCCCUCUUCCCCAAUGACUGGGACCCCCUGGACCCAGGAGUGCCUGCCCCCCAGGCCUCCCAGGCGCCAUCCGAGGUCCCCCAACUGGUGUCCGAGACCUGGGCUUCCCCCCUCUUCCCUGCAGCUCGUCCCUUCCCAGCCCAGUCCUCGGCAUCAGGCAGCUUCCUCCUGAGCGGCUGGGACCCCGAGGGCCGAGGUGCCGGGGAGACCCUGGCGGGAGACCCUGCCGAGGUGCUGGGGGAGCGGGGUACCGCCCCGUGGGCAGAAGAGGAGGAGGAGGAGGAGGAGGGCAGCUCCCCGGGGGAGGACAGCAGCAGCCUUGGGGGUGGCCCCAGCCGCCGGGGCCCCCUGCCCUGUCCCCUGUGCAGCCGAGAGGGGGCCUGCUCCUGCCUGCCCCUGGAGCGGGGGGAAGCCGUUGCUGGCUGGGGGGGCCACCCUGCUCUUGGCUGCCCCCAUCCCCCAGAGGACGACUCGUCCCUGCGGGCAGAGCGGGGCUCUCUAGCCGACCUGCCCCUGGCCCCCCCCGCCUCGGCCCCCCCCGAGUUUCUGGACCCCCUUAUGGGGGCGGCGGCGCCCCAGUACCCCGGGCGGGGGCCACCUCCC
Molecule: messenger RNA, 792 nt
Organism: Ailuropoda melanoleuca (giant panda)
Lineage: Eukaryota; Metazoa; Chordata; Mammalia; Carnivora; Ursidae
Product: serine/threonine-protein kinase LMTK3-like
Exons: 1
Biological process (GO): protein phosphorylation
Molecular function (GO): protein kinase activity
Source: RefSeq, a predicted model, not a curated record